AUGGCACCUCAAGGCUUCAAAAAGCCGCCUCAGGCUCCCCCUCUGUUUACGGGGACUCCCAAGUCGGUGAUUGAGGACACGAAACGGCUCAUUGAGAGGUCGAGAAGCACAGAAAACAAAGUUGUGGCAGAAGUCAAACCUCAUGAUGCAACUUUCGAAAAGGUUCUGUUGCCUAUGGCUUAUGAUGAGAACGAUUUUGGCCUCGAGGCACACAUCAUUGGAUUUUACCAAUCGGUAUCAGCUGAUCAAGCUCUACGAGAUGCAUCUACAGAGGCCGAGAAGCUCAUGGACGACUUCUCCAUUGAAUCAUCAAUGCGGGAGGAUGUAUUCAAGCUUGUGGAAUCAGCCUUCAGUAAAGGUGAUAAGCUGGACGCUGAGUCUCAAAGACUACUAGAAAAGGCACAUAAGGAAUACAUCCGCAAUGGGCUAGGGUUACCAGCCGGGCACAAAAGAGAUCGAUACAAGGAGAUCAAGAAGAGACUUAGCCAGCUCUGCAUUGUCUUCUCGAAGAAUCUGAAUGAGGAGAUUGGAGGAAUCUGGUUUACCUCAGAGGAGCUGAAAGGUGUCCCGGAAGACGUAACGUCUCUUUUUGAGAAGGGCAAGGGUGAGAACGCCGGAAAAUUGAGAAUGACAUUCAAGAAACCAGACUACUUUCCUACUUUGAAAUAUGCCAAAGACCCAGCUACGAGGAAGAAGGCCUACAUUGAUGACAACAAUAAGCUGCCUCAGAAUAUACCGAUAUUCAGAGAAGUGAUCAUUCUACGCGAUGAGGCUGCUCGACUUCUCGGAUAUCCCAAUCAUGCUGCCUUCAUUAUUGAAGACAAGAUGGCCAAGACCCCAAAAACAGUCGAUGAUUUCCUAGGCGAUUUAAGACAGCGGCUUACAAAAGGAGGCACUUCAGAGAUCAACACUCUGACGGAAUUGAAGAAACAAGACUAUAAGUCCUUAGGUUUGGAGCAGAAGUUUGAUGGGAAAUACUACCUUUGGGACAACCGCUACUACGACCGCUUAAUGCUUGAGAAAGACUACUCUUUGGACCAGGAAAAAUUCGCUGAAUGGUUUCCGCUUGAAACAUCAAUCCGCGGCAUGCUUACUGUCUUCGAGACGCUAUUUGGCCUGAUGUUCGUCGAAGUAACCGGCGGUGACCGCUCCUCUAUCUCUCCGUCUGGCAAAGGCGAUGAUAUCGUCUGGCACCCUGACUGCCAGGUUUUCAGCGUCUGGGACUCCGAAGACCAAGGCAGCGGCUUCGUCGGCUACCUCUACUUGGACCUCCAUCCUCGUCAAGGUAAGUAUGGUCAUGCCGCAAAUUUCAAUAUCCAGCCCGGCUUCAUAAAUGCAAAUGGCACGCGCCACUACCCUGUUACAGCCCUUGUGUGCAAUUUCUCAAAGCCGACACCUAAGAAGCCGAGUCUCCUAAAGCAUGAAGAGGUCACUACCCUCUUCCACGAACUCGGUCACGGCAUUCAUGACCUCGUCUCCAAGACGCACUACUCCCGCUUCCAUGGUACAAACGUCGUCCGCGACUUCGUCGAAGCCCCCUCUCAAAUGCUCGAAAACUGGUGCUGGACUCCGUCCCAGCUCAAAGCAUUAAGCCACCACUAUUCCACCCUCUCUCCAGAAUACGAAGCUGCAUGGCGUGAACAAGCCGGCAAAGACGCAUCAACCCCCGAGAAGAAAUUACCAGACGAGUUGAUCGAGAACCUCAUCAAGACCAAGCAUGUUAAUGAUGCGCUCUUCAACCUCCGACAGUUGCACUUCGGCAUCUUCGAUAUGACAAUCCACGAGCCAAAAAGCCACGAAGAGGCAGAAGCCUUCAAGCUGAGCGAAAUGUACAACAAGCUCGGCUACGAAAUCACCCAGCUCGACUCGCCAGCCCAGCUAGGCGCAGGCUAUGACUGGGGCCACGGCGAAACAACCUUCGGCCACCUCCUCGGCGGCUACGACGCCGGCUACUACGGUUACCUCUCCAGCCAAGUCUACAGCGCCGACAUGUUCCACACCGUCUUCGCCAAAGAUCCCAUGAACCGGGAAGAGGGCAGGCGGUACAGACACAUGGUGCUCGAGAAGGGAGGGAGCCAGGAUGAGAUGGAGACGUUGAAGGGGUUUUUGGGGAGGGAACCGAACGGGGAUGCGUUUUAUCGGGAGCUGGGGCUGGCGUGA
Molecule: messenger RNA, 2160 nt
Organism: Letharia lupina
Lineage: Eukaryota; Fungi; Ascomycota; Lecanoromycetes; Lecanorales; Parmeliaceae
Exons: 2
Coding region: 1-2160 (719 amino acids)
Biological process (GO): proteolysis; peptide metabolic process
Cellular component (GO): mitochondrial intermembrane space
Molecular function (GO): metalloendopeptidase activity
Source: RefSeq, a predicted model, not a curated record